UCGCCGUCAACGUCAGUCAUCUUUGACACUCUUAUAUGCCACUCGUCAUAUUUCCCUUGUUCAUUCCUCUGCUGUGAUAGCUGCUCAUUUUUGUCCAUUAGUGUCAUCUUUCUCGCAUCUUAGAUCACUAUCUCCUGUUUUGUUGCAUAUCAAAGACCAUGACCACGGAUGGAGUGCUUCGCAAAGAUCAAUUGGAACGAAGUCUCCACGAUGAGAAGAAAUUGAUCGAACAAGGCAUCCUCAGGGAAGACAAUCCACUUGAUUUUAGCGAAGAUUUCCAGAAAUUAUGUGACGCCUGUCGUCAAGGCGACCUCAAGGUCUGCCAGCAAAUGAUUCAGGCAGGUGCCAAUAUAAAUGCAAAGGAUCAGUAUGAUUAUACCCCUUUGAUCUUGGCCUCCCUCUGUGGUCACUACGAAACUGUGCAAUUGUUACUCGAGUCAGGAGCUCUGUGUGAACGAGACACUUUCCAGGGUGAAAGAUGCCUCUACAACGCUCUCAAUGACCGAAUCCGCAAUCUUCUCCUUUCAUACGAUUACUCAAAGUCCACCGACCCGUUGCAGCCACUAGCAUCACAUCUAAUAUCACUCAUCUCCCGCCAGCAUCCCAAAACCUAUGACCUUGAAGUCAUCACCCCGACUGAUGUAUUCCGCCUGCACAAGUAUAUCCUUUCGGCACGUUCUCCGUAUUUUCAGAAGAAACUCAUCGAUGCUCCUGAUACAACCAUUUGGAAACUACCGGCCACGAUUCCUUCCCCUUCAUUUGCCAUUGCGCUGAAACAUCUCUAUCUCGGGGAUCUACCACGUGAUAUGGGAGGAGGACCUGGCACAGGUUUUACCGACUUGGAGAUUCUCGCGGGGGUUGAUCGAAUCAGCAAGCAUCUCGAGAUUUCAAAGCUGUCCGACUUGAUUUUGGAAAGCGGCGAUCGACGACUGGCUAGACAGAGGCGGCAGGAUGAAGUGGAGAUGGGACGAGACCAGCUCGAGACUUGGUUCCGAAACAAUGUCCUCCGGCACGCCAUUGAAACGGAUACAGCCAGAGCGAAUGAGGUCAGAUGGGAUCGUGACAAUGGGAUCUUUGCUGACAUUCUCCUUCGUGCUGACGAGGAUGAGGAUGAUGACGAGCAGGAUGACGAGAGUCAGUCUCUAGACCGUCGGCGAACCCACACGACGGCCACUUCUGCACUGGGAAUUCCGUUUUCCUCCUCCUCCAACACCUCCAAAACACCCUCUCGAGCCACCUCCCCCUCUCCCUCAGAGCUCCGCAAGCCGCGUCGCUCAAAACUCUUCCCCGUACACAAAGCGCAACUAAUCCGCUCCGAGUUCUUCCUCACCAUGUUCUCCUCGAACUUUCUUGAAGCACAAAAUACACCACACCUCCACAUUAUCCCAAUAGACUGUUCACCUCGCGUGCUGGAGGUUAUUUUGACAUUUUUAUAUACCGAGCGAGCAGAUUUUGGUCUCGACAUCGCAGUCGACGUUCUGUUUGCAGCAGACAUGUUAUUCCUGGAAAAGGUCAAGGCCAAAGCCGCCGUCGUCAUCAGCACCCUUGGAAACGGGACUGCAACCGGCAUGUCCAACAACGCCAACCCAAUGGCCAACCCCACACCUUCUCCUCAACCAGGAGAAGAAACAACAACAACAACAACAACAACAACAACAAUUACUACAGACUCAAGCUCACCAGAAGGCCCCUCCAACACUACUCUCACGACCAAGGAAGGAGUAGAAGGAGAAGGAAGCGAAGACCUGAUUGAUAUCUAUCUAAUCCUACGCGCCGCAUGGUUGACACGAGUCCAACGACUUGAAGAAUUUGCCGCGAGAUAUAUUGCAUACCGACUCGAGACAUACAUCGACGAACCGGAAUUUAUGGACCUUGUUGCCGAAUCAGCAAGUCGGAUUGAGAAAAGACAGGAAACCGACAGUAUUGAAUUGAUAGACGACAUUCGAUACUAUCUCAGUGAAAGAUUUCGUUUGAGAUUUGAGGAUGUGGGUAUGGAAGAGAUGGAGAUGGAUCAGCAGGGUCAGGAGGAAGCCCAGGCGCAUUUGAUCCAAACCGAGCUAGGUUUAGCAACAGCAGCAGCACCGAAUGGAUUUGACCUGAAAGAAGAUGAUGGUUUGGGCGCCAACAAGGAACUCACUACAGAAGAUGUGACCAAUCCUCUUAUACACCAGCAUUAUCCGACAGGGGCGGUACGAACCCUCGACGGCGAACUGGCAGGCGAUGAAUUCGAUGCAGAUGCCAUCAACUAUCAGCUAUUGCUUGGUAAGAUCGACACUCUGCUGGAGAAGUUGAAGCUUGAUGCUUGA
Messenger RNA from Exophiala mesophila, 2306 nucleotides. RefSeq lists its product as uncharacterized. Gene Ontology annotation, molecular function: protein binding. The transcript has 3 exons. Lineage: Eukaryota; Fungi; Ascomycota; Eurotiomycetes; Chaetothyriales; Herpotrichiellaceae. Gene Ontology annotation, cellular component: cytoplasm; ubiquitin ligase complex. The record is from RefSeq and is a predicted model, not a curated record. The coding region runs from base 159 to 2306 and encodes 715 amino acids.